Molecule: messenger RNA, 495 nt
Organism: Adineta ricciae
Lineage: Eukaryota; Metazoa; Rotifera; Eurotatoria; Adinetida; Adinetidae
Source: the annotation of a GenBank genome assembly
AUGUGUCCAUUGGCAACGUUUUGCAAUUGUACGGAUUGUUUCUUUGGUGAUCGUUGCCAGUUUUAUGCAAAUGGUAUUGAACUGACACUUGAUGAUAUUUUACGUUAUGAUAUACGGCCAAAUGCAACAAGUAUUUUGUGUAUUUUGACAUUCCGUGUUCGUGAAUCAAGAGAAGUUGGAUGUGGAAUGUAUCUCCUGGCAUCAUAUAUUACAUCUCUUCUGACAAUAGCCAUGUUUACAGCCAAGUUCUGGUUUCUUAUUUUAACUCAAGUGAAUCCAACAAUUAGUCGAUUAUUGGAAUUCAUUUUGAAAGUGUUCUUAUAUACGGAUAAUUGGUUUAAUGCUUGUGUAGCGCUUGAAAGAUUGGUUAUUGUGUAUAAAGGCGUUUAUUUCAAGAAGCAAACGUACUGCACGAAUCCUGAUAAUCUUUUUGCCAUUAAUUAUUACGAUAUCUAUGAUUCACGAACCGUUGUAUCGCGUAUUAUACGACGAUAA